This is a messenger RNA of Heterobasidion irregulare TC 32-1, 1401 nucleotides long. RefSeq lists its product as uncharacterized. The coding region runs from base 441 to 875 and encodes 144 amino acids. The transcript has 2 exons. Lineage: Eukaryota; Fungi; Basidiomycota; Agaricomycetes; Russulales; Bondarzewiaceae. The record is from RefSeq and is a predicted model, not a curated record.
AACCCCAACCCACGACAUCACGCUGGCGUGCCCUCACCCAUACUCACGCGCGCACGGUUUUGUCAACUUACCCUCGCGAACCUGCCCCUGCCUAUCCCACCGUCAAAGUGCCUGCAUACUCCAGCUCCAGCUCCUCAUCUGCCCCCACGUCUCCCCUCUUCCCGCCGCCCUACCCAACGCCCCAGUCAACCCUUAACAACACGCCAGCCUCCCAAAUAUAUGCCCUUCCCCCACCCCACAGUCGCACGCACUCCAACUCGUCUGCCUAUUCACUCUCGACCGCGACGUCAUCGCACAUAUCGAGCAACAUCCGCGGCCUCCUGGCCAUACUGGCCCUCUCGGGGUGCACGGACGAGCGCGGGAUCCAUCGCGAGCCGCUGCGCGCGCGCUUCGGCGAUCAGGUGACACAUGUCGCAGACCGCGCUGAGACGCUCUCCAGGAUGAUCAGGGAGGGGGUCGGGAGCGCCUGGUUCGAGGUGCUAGUCGAGAGCGCGCCCGAGCCAGGCCGGAAUGUCCGGAGCCGGAGCGUCGGGAACGAGGUCGGGGUGGAUGGGCUGGCGACCGCGCAAUGGAAGGAAAAAGAGAAGGAGAGCGCUGAAGACCGGGAACCGUGGCGGCGUAUGUUCGAUCCCGCGCUGAUGGAGAACGUGUAUGCUGGGCAUGGUAAUGAGCGGUCGAGGGUGCUGUGUUCGGUCGAGUUUGGCUUGUCGUUGGUGAAGAAGCGGCCUCAGGCGAGUGUGAACGGGGCUGGGGAUGCGUGGAAGGGACGAGAGGUCAAGGGGGCGAGCAACGCCGAUGCGAGGGAUGAUAUGCUGGAGAGCACGUUGCUGCUCAAGCCGAAGGUGCUGCUGGAGAGCGUGAAAGAGCUGCUGUGACAUGCUAUAUCCGUCGCUUUGGAGCUUGAGCCCUGGGCAAGCACACGCAUUCUCGUUCCUUUCCGCUUUCAUUCUCAACCUCACAAGUCCCUCCCUUUUUGUGACACGUACCAGCACGAUCCACCGGCGCUAGAUCGUAUCCUAUGCUUGUGAACCGCAUGUUUUACGCAUGAUUCUCCGCCCGUGAACUUCGAUCUACUGCCGGCUUCAGGACCCCCGCAUGGACGCUGCACCGCUGUCGUCCGUGCGAAGACCCGAAGCCAUCCAUUUCCCCCGCUCAUCAUGGUCGAGUCUAGCUUUUGAUUUUCUCCUCGCAUCCACCAGUCUUGACUGGAACUGUCCGGUCGCAUAUAUACCUCCCAUCCAUGUACUUGUCGCUGUCUCGGUCAUCCGCCAGAUUCCUCUCGUUUUGUGGUUCACGGUUCCUAGUGCUGCUGUCCUGUCGUUCUCGCUCAACUGUUCUGUUAACAUUCCCUGCACGAUGUAUACUACUGUACCACUUAAUAUAAUAUAUCACUCGUCGCUU